CUCUAUGGUUGGGGUUUCCAGGCGAGGCCUCCGCCGCGACUCUAUGGUCGCAGUCCGCCCGCCCCGCGCGGGCCUGCCGUGUUCGCGAUGCCGCCGGCGCCGGUGUCGGUGUCCUGAGGCGGAGACGGGCGCGGCCGUGGCCCUCCCCACGUGGGCCCACCGGCGGGACCUGGAGGGCCUCUGAGCCGUCUAGGAGGGCCCUGAGGUGGUGCCUGAGGGCUGGUUCAGAGUGAAGACUCUGGUGUUUGAAGGAGGAAGAUGAACUCUGGGAGGACAGAGUAAACUUGCCCACGAAAGAAAACCAAACCCACCCCAGGAACUGCAGUAAAUGAUGUGGCAGUGAACCUCAGCAGGGGCUGAUGAUGGAAGAGGUGCACAAGAGCAGCAGCAGCAGCAGCAGCUCGGUGACGCCGCCGCAAGCCGCAGCCGUACAAGGUACAACCCUUCAGGCAGCUCAGCUCUCUCAUAUUGCUCAACAGAUGUCUCUGCGGGGUCCUGCUCCCCUGACAGUUGUGCAGCUUCCUGGAGAGCAAGUCCAGGUCCAGGGAGUCAUUCAGACAGCUCAGUCCUCUUCUGUCAUCCACUCCCCUCAGGUGCAGACAGUGCAGGUGUCUCUGUCUGAGAGUGAGGACUCUCAGGACUCCUCGGACAGCAUCAGCUCGGCACAGAGGGCUGGAGGCAUCCUCGCACGGAGACCUUCCUACCGAAAAAUUCUGAAGGAUCUUUCCUCUGAAGAUAGUCGAGAGAGGAAAGGAGAUGAGGAGAGUCCUGGGGUCUCCACGGUCACAUCCAUGUCUGUGCCCACACCAAUCUACCAGACCAGCUCUGGCCAGUACAUUGCCAUCGCUGCCAACGGGCUGCAGCUGGGCGGCGCCGGCGCCGAGGGCGUGCAGGGGCUGCAGGCGCUCACCAUGAGCAGCGCUGGCAGCGCCCAGCCUGGCACCACCAUCCUGCAGUACGCUCAGACCUCCGACGGGCAGCAGAUCCUCGUGCCCAGCAACCAGGUGGUGGUGCAGACUGCCUCGGGGGACAUGCAGACCUACCAGAUCCGCACCACCCCCACCCCCACCUCCCUGCCCCAGGCCGUGGUGAUGACCUCUCCUGUCACCCUGAGCUCGCAGACAAGCAAGACAGACGACCCCCAGCUGAAACGCGAGAUCAGGCUGAUGAAGAACAGGGAGGCUGCUCGGGAGUGCCGCAGGAAGAAGAAGGAAUAUGUGAAGUGCCUGGAGAACAGAGUGGCAGUGCUGGAGAACCAGAACAAGACUUUGAUUGAAGAGCUAAAGACUCUGAAAGAUCUUUACUGCCAUAAAAGUGUCUAAGGAAAGGUCAAACCUCUGUGGACUGUGGAAAAUUCCAGAGGAGAAUUUUGGGGUUUGGUUUUUGUUUUGGUUUUUUUUUUGUCUUUUUUUUUUUUAUAGACUGAAUUUUUUUUGUUUUUAACCUAAAGGAAAGGUUCAAAGAAACAAAGCAACACAAAAACCCAAACAAAAAGAGACACUUUUCUACCUGGAUUUCACAGCUUCAAGGCUCCAGAGUUUAUUUACAACCUGUUGGUGACACAAGAAAGAAAAAAAAAGGACAAGAAAAAAACCUCAGCAAAAUUCCUGCUGGCACAACUGGAAACUUGCUCAAGUCGAAACUGCAGCUGCAGUGAGAGGACAGAGACAGCCCUGCCCGAGGCCAGGUGGUGAAAAUCCCUUGGGAUAUCCCUCUUGUCCUGGAGACUUUGGCUUGAGUGUGGCUGCAGUGACCUCCCUCCAUGGCUGGCAUUAAGUUUCGUUCAGCACCAGCUGAGUUCUUCCUCUCUUCCUUUCCUCUCUCAGCUCUUUUGUCUGUAAAUAUUUCCCUCUGGGCCCCCGGAGCUGCUCCUGGCAGGGGCAGGUGAUGAAGCCAGAAGCUGUUGGGCUGCUGGAGGCAUCGAUUCUCUGGACUCUCUCAGCUGACAGGUUCCAAAGUUGGCCUUGGUGGUUGUUUUGGGGUAUUUUUUUCCUCCCAUGUUUGCUGUGUUUAUCCAGUCUGGGAAGGAUCUGCAAGCAAGCAGCCAGGGAGGCCCAGUCCUGGAGCUGCCUGGGCCACAGAGACCUCAGCAUGCUGAAGACUUCUCCUAUGUACUCCAAGAGGAGAGUGGAAGUGAGGACACCUGAAGUGCUUCUUGUGCCCUUCCCAUGCCCACUGUGGGUGAGGCCUCAUCCAGGCUGGGUGCUGGCCCCAGGCAAGAGGGCCUAGAGGUCACCCAGCCCCUGCAGCCCAGGUGGGCUGGGGUCUGAUGGCCUUGGGAAAGCUUCUGGAACCAGGUGCUGGUGAGCAAGGUUCUGAAGGGUGACUCGUGGUGACAGUGAUGACUUGAUGAUGAUGAUGAUUUCAGAAUUUGCUGAGCUAUUGAGCAUCCAGAACCCAGCCCCAACCCAGGUGCUGCUGCUAGGAGCAGCAGAGCCUUGUGCUGCUUGCCUGAGCUUCUGCUGUGCUUUGGGAGAUGGAAACCAAACAGAGCUGAGCAGAAGGCAGAUGAAUACCAAAGGGUGGCUGAGGUCCUGUGGGCUGUGUGCUGGGGCAGUGCAGAGCAUCUGCCCUCCUCUAAGGUAGAUGAUGUUUUGCAAAGUCCAAGCUGUUGGUGAGCAAAAAGCCUCCGGGGGAGGGCAGGGGAGGUGUUUGCUUGCUCUAUUUUGUAGCUGAAUUUGUUGCUCUUUGCCAACUCUGCCCCUGAGUUUCUACAGAGAUUUUGACAAGUUUGUAGCUUUUUGUUUUAGUAAACAAAGGAAAUAUUUUGUGAAGCAGAUUUUCAAGGAUAUAUUUUUAUGGAUAGUACAAAGUCAAAGGAGAUCCUCUUUGCUCUAAGGAGAGAUUUGAAUUAAUUUUGUAUGUCUCUAGGCAAAAAAAAAACCAACCCAAGAAACCCACAAGAAGAAAAAGGAUCCUAAAGAGUAUUAGGGACAAACUCCCCCCCCCUAGAGAUCAGAGCUGUUGGUGCCCAGAGUUGGUGAUGCUUGCACACUGCAGCUGGCUGCUGCCAGAGCUGCUGCUGGCUGUGAGCUCAGUUUGCUUCAGGUGAAAAUGAAAGGUUGAGUUGGGACUUCUGAGUGGGGGAUCUCUGCUCCUAGAGAGACUCAGAAGCCAUCUGGAUGUGACCCUGCUUGAGCCAAGGGGCUGGGUUAAGGUGGCCUGGCAGAGGUGCCAGCCAGCCUGCCCCUCCUGUGGUGCUGUGAGGCAGCAGAAGCUGUGUGUGCAGUGCCUGCUGCAGGAGCACUCAGGUGCUGUGCCCAUAGCAGGGGUUGGGUCCUGCUUCCAGUCCUGGCAGAGGGAACUGCAGCCUGGGCUCUGCUGCCAGCCUGCUGCCCAAACCCCCCCUGUGUGCUGUGCCAGCUCAGGGCCGAGUGCUUCCCACCCUGCUCACCCCUCCCUGUGUCCUGCUUAGCCAAGGCUCAGGCAGCAGUUUGUGUUCCAGUGCUGGACUUGUGAGCGAGCAGAGCUCUGCUGCGUUCAACACUCAGCUCCCCGGGGGCAGGGAAGGACUCGUUUUGUUUUUCUGCAGCUUCUAAGAGUCUGCUUGGGCUGAGCAUGCUCCACCCCCCCCCCAGUGCCCACCUGUGGGCAUGCACUCCGCUGGUGGGCACAGAGCUGCUCUCCUUGCACCUCCUGGAGAGAGUCCUGACACCAGGGAGCUGCUCCGAAAGAGGCUUUUGGUGCCUCCUUUCUGCCAGCAGAGCAGCUUGGGACGUGCUCAGCACCUCCAGGAGCAGGACCUGGCCACCUCCCUUCAGGUGGUGUUGGGAGGGUUUGACCUACAGGGCUGAAACUAAUUUGGUUAACUUCUCUGCUCUUUGAUCCUCACCCUGUGCUCUCCUUCCUUUUCCUUCAUUUCCCUUCUUUUGUAAUACAGAAUAAUAAUUAAUAAUAAUAAUAAUAAAAAAGCUUUCAAGUGUUAAGAGCAAAACUCUGGUGGCAAAAUCCUUUCUGUCCUCAGUGAAACCAACCUCCUGCUGCCAGGCACAACUCCCACUCCAUUUUUAUCCUCUUAAGGUAGUGUUUUGGAAGGAGCAGCUGAUGUCUCCUCCUGGGAAUAUUAAACACUACCAGGAGUUUGCUCUUUAAUCACUGACCACGAAGUACUUACUCUGGGUUUACUUCCAAAUCUGGAUUGGAAGAGAGUAAAAUUCUACAUCCUGAGAGUAAGAGCUGUAGUAGCUAACCCUGCUCUGCUGGCUGCUUCCAAACAGGAGUAAAAGCUUUGUCUGAACUGUAAAUAAUUGUUCAAGCAAUUAGAUGGUUGCAAAAAAAAAACUGACCUUGGUAAAUAAAAGUCACCAGAAAUUGAA
Pogoniulus pusillus (Red-fronted tinkerbird) is the source of this 4316-nucleotide messenger RNA. It is a transcript of the gene ATF1, whose product is annotated as activating transcription factor 1. The transcript has 10 exons. The record is from RefSeq and is a predicted model, not a curated record. The coding region runs from base 360 to 1322 and encodes 320 amino acids. Gene Ontology annotation, molecular function: RNA polymerase II cis-regulatory region sequence-specific DNA binding; protein binding; DNA-binding transcription factor activity, RNA polymerase II-specific. Gene Ontology annotation, biological process: regulation of transcription by RNA polymerase II. Gene Ontology annotation, cellular component: nucleus; ATF4-CREB1 transcription factor complex. Lineage: Eukaryota; Metazoa; Chordata; Aves; Piciformes; Lybiidae.